AUGUCAACGUACCACUGUGAUGUAUCUAAGCAACAUGAGCUUACAAGCGUUGCACGAAGCAUCAUAUCUACACAUGGCUCUCCUACUAUCGUAAUCAAUAAUGCCGGAAUGAGGAAUGGCCUUCCCUUGCUUGCGCUGCCAAAUGAUGCACUGAGAAGGUAUGUAUAUCUGUCCUCAUGUUGUUGUACCAUCGAGACAAAUACUUUGGCUCACUUUUGGAUCUUGAAAGAGUUCCUCCCCCAUAUGGUUGCAGAAAAAAAAGGUCAUGUCGUGACCAUUUCAUCGUUACUGGGAUAUACAAGUGUGGCACAAUUGACGGACUACGUUGCAUCGAAGCAUGCCUUAGUGGGGCUGCACGAGUCACUGCGCUUCGAAUUGGAUACAAUCUACAGGACACCUUAUGUUCGUACAACGCUUGUCACAACGGGGCAACUGGAUGAAACAAACAUGUUUGCAGGAAUUCAAUACAACCGCCUUGCCCGCUUUGUUGCUCCCUCUGUGCAGGUAGGGAGAGUCGCUAAAGCCAUCGUGGAUGCAUUGGAGAAACAGGAGAGCCGGACUAUUAUAAUACCUUGGUAUGUGGCAGCAGCGCCACUUUUGCGAGUACUGCCGUCUUUUCUCCAUGAUGGGAUACAACGGGUA
This is a messenger RNA of Malassezia sympodialis ATCC 42132, 642 nucleotides long. Lineage: Eukaryota; Fungi; Basidiomycota; Malasseziomycetes; Malasseziales; Malasseziaceae. The record is from the annotation of a RefSeq genome assembly.